UUUGACUCUUUUCAAAGGAGGCGAUCGCGCAAUUUUCCAAUUUUUCAGAAAUUUGGACAAAUUCUAAAAUAUAACUUAUUUCUGACAUUCUUAUCAACAGUAACAAAUAUGCCGUGUCUGAAUGUUUCUUAGGCAUGCUGUGGCCGACGUAUGCCAAAUUGCAAUCCGCUGUAGAAUUGUAAUUUUGUCAGUUUGCAGGCCAACUGUGGGUUUUAUUGAGCGAAGGUUUUCUUCAAAAAUGUCGAGUAUGAAAUUUGCAAUAUCGCUUGUCUGCCCUGAAGGAAAUCAUGAUCCAAUUAAGCUUCCUCAUAGAGAACUUGUCUAUGUUGGUAGAUCACCAGAUACUCGCAUUGUUGAUCCAAGAUGCUCCAGAAAACAGCUCCAAUUAACAGCUGAUCUGAACAGCGGAGAUGUGCAAGCUGUGCAGUUAGGUCAGAACAGUUCGGCUCUAGAUGGUAUUGAGAUGAUUAAGGAUAAAGUAUACACAAUGAAACCAACUUCUACACUACAUGUGCUCACUGGGUGCUUUCCGCAGAAACUUGAUGUGAAGAAGUUGAAGGUAGAAUCAGAUGAUAAAAAACACAGACACAAAUCUGCCUCAGAUGUUGAAACAACGAACCAUGAAAGAAGUAAGCACCGAUCAUCAAGCUCCGGUUCAACUCCGAAAAGUUCUGGUACAUCAUCAUUGAAAUCAUCUGGUUAUGGUUCAUCAUCAAACUCAUCACUUUCUGGUUCAAAGUCAAAAUCAUCAAGUACGGAUUCAUCAUCGAAGUCUAGCAACAAAAGGCCCUCCUCUGGUGAAAUUAAUAACAGUGCUGCAAAAAAGCCUAAAUUGAAUGGUGAUGGACAUUCUGGCAGGAAAAGUUCAUCAAAAGAUUUUGCAGAAAAUGACGAUGAUAGUGAACAUAUGAAAGAUGUCGCAGCAAAAUUACAGCUUCUGAAAUCAAGUGCAAAAAAUAAGAAGACUCCAACUAAAUCCUCAACUUCUUCACAUAGAGAGUUAAAAGCUCCAGAAAAUCCUGCCAAACAAGAGACAUCUACUACCAAGAAUGGUCCAGUAUCCAAGGGUCCAGCCCCGGAGUCGAGAUGGGAUCAGUAUGACACAUUGUACGUCUUUACUGCAAAAGGACUUGAAAGUAGGAGAAAGGUUGCAGCAUUUGAUAUAGAUGGUACAAUCAUAACAACACAGUCUGGCAAAGUGUUCCCAACACAUCCAGGUGAUUGGAGACUUGUGUAUUACAAGGACAUUCCGAAAAAAUUAAAGAAGUUGCAUGAAGAAGGAUAUAAAGUCGUAUUCAUUACAAAUCAGAUGGGAGUGUCUAGAGGUAAAACCAACAUUGCUGAUUUGAAAUCCAAGUUUAUAGAUUUAGUGGAUGACAUAGGAAUUCCUAUUCAGAUCCUGGUAUCAACAAAGAGUGGUCUGUAUAGAAAACCUUGCCCUGGAAUGUGGAACUUCCUCACAGAAAAGUUAAAUGGUGGAAUUGAAGUGGAACUGUCACAGAGUUUUUAUGUUGGAGAUGCUGCUGGCAGACCUAAAGACUGGGCACCUAAGAAGAAAAAAGACUUCUCUUGCAGUGAUAGGCUGUUUGCAUUGAAUAUUGGUAUAGAGUUCAAGACACCUGAAGAAUAUUUCCUUGGUUACCCAUCAACAAAAUACAGCAUGCCAGAAUUUGAUCCGAGGAAAAUCAGUCCAAAAACACAAUUAUUGGAUCCAGCAGAUGCUAGACUAACUUCAGGAAGCAUGGAGGUUAUUCUGCUGGCUGGGUUCCCAGCAUCUGGAAAAUCAUUCUUCGCAAAGAAAUAUCUUGAGCCUAAAGGAUAUGUUGUUGUAAACAGGGAUACACUUAAAACAUGGCAAAAGUGUGUAGCAUUAUGUAAGGACAGCCUGAAGAAAGGAAAAAGUGUAGUUGUAGAUAAUACUAACCCAGAUGUGGAGUCAAGAGCAAGGUAUAUACAGGCAGCAUCAGCCAGUGGGGCGCCUUGUAGAUGUUUUGUUUUCACUACUUCAUUUGAACAUGCAAAGCACAAUGAGAGGUUCCGGGAGAUAAUUGACAAGACACAUGAUGCAAUCAAUGACAUGAUUAUGAACUCCUUUAAGAAGAAGUAUGUCCUACCCGAAAAGAAGGAAGGUUUUUCAGAAGUUGUGAAAGUGAACUUUGUUCCGAAAUUUAAAGACCCUAAAUUAGAGGAACUUUAUAGAAAAUUUCUUCUAGAAAAGUGAUAAUGAUCCAGGAUAACUGUCCAUUGUGAGCUGUUUUGAAAACUAUUACUGUCAGUGAUAGGGAAGAAAGAAUAAUACCUUGAAGAAGUUGUCGUCUUUUUCCAUCUGUGAAGAAGUUAUUGAAUAUUUAUGUUGAUGAAGACAUUGAAUAUUCAUGUUGAUGAAGCUAUUGAAUAUUCAUGUUGAUGAAAUUAUUGAAUACUCGUGUCUAAUAUUGUCUGUGGUGCCAUCUGUUCAUGUAUAAACAUGGGAGACAAGUUGCUACAGAUGAAAGAUAGCUUUGUGUUCCUUUUGUUAUGAAAUUUCUGUCCUGUCUCAGUUUAUAUAUCAAGACUGUGGCACAGGAUUUUAACAGUCUGAGUAGGAAAGAACUGCACAAGAAGAAAAUAGAGUUGAUUGUUAGAGUUUGCUUUUAGAGAAUUUUACAUUGCAUUUUCUUUUGGGCAUUAAGCUAGACUUAUGGUUCAUGUAAGGUAUUUGCAAAUGAAACUUUCAUUUUGGAAUUUUACGCUUAGUAGACCUUUGUCAUAUACACCUGGGCCCGGUUGUUCGAAACUUUAACCGGCUGUUAAACUAACCUCCGGUUAAAUUUUGAUUCAAAAUACUAGGCUUGGUGGGACACACUAGUAUGAUGUAUGAAGCUUAAAAUAGAAAAACCAAUAAACAACAUUUCUCAAGAACCACUUGAUGGAUCUUCAUCAGACUAUGUUGCAUCCUUGUAUAGACCUCAUUCAAUUUUCUUUAAAUGAUACUGCUUCACCUCUUAGCUAAAACUAGAAAUACUUUCAGACAACUUUAUAUUUGUUUACAAAACUUGAUCUGUAGCAUCUAAGAUUCAAGAUACAAUAUGUCUUGACAUAUUGCUGGUAAAAUGGUCCUAGUCAGAUGAGCUACUUGGGGCCAUUAUGGCCAUCUUGCUUUAAUUUCGUGUACUUUCUGAUUUUUACCGGUAACUGUCAUAAGUUCAGCUUAACUGAAGAUGUUUAAUAGCUAGGACUCAACAAAAAUUUCAAAUAUUUGGGUGUCUCUUUACUUGGGAGAGGGUCUUCAUUUUGGGGAGAGUUUGCUUUUAUCAGCUAUUGUCCAGAUUCUUCUGUGUUAAAUUGGUGGUUAGAAGACGGCCUUCUUGCCUUCUGUAAUUACUAUAUGGGUUUGAGAAUUACAUUACUUGAAAAUAAAAGUUGAAAAAGUAA
Molecule: messenger RNA, 3414 nt
Organism: Mercenaria mercenaria
Lineage: Eukaryota; Metazoa; Mollusca; Bivalvia; Venerida; Veneridae
Product: bifunctional polynucleotide phosphatase/kinase-like
Exons: 18
Coding region: 122-2221 (699 amino acids)
Biological process (GO): DNA repair
Molecular function (GO): double-stranded DNA binding; polynucleotide 3'-phosphatase activity; protein binding
Source: RefSeq, a predicted model, not a curated record